Molecule: messenger RNA, 858 nt
Organism: Penicillium pulvis
Lineage: Eukaryota; Fungi; Ascomycota; Eurotiomycetes; Eurotiales; Aspergillaceae
Exons: 4
Coding region: 1-858 (285 amino acids)
Cellular component (GO): intracellular anatomical structure
Molecular function (GO): oxidoreductase activity, acting on NAD(P)H, oxygen as acceptor
Source: RefSeq, a predicted model, not a curated record
AUGCCUCCCGUAGCUACCGAGAACUCUACGUCCGAUGCCGUCAAGGCCGAGACUCCUACUCCCUACCUCAGCACUAUGCCAGAAAACGACUUCAACUGGCAAAUUACCCUGGGUCAGAAGGUUGUUGCCAUCACUGGUGCCAACCGCGGUAUUGGUCUGGGUAUUGCAGAGGUGUGCCUCGCCAAUUCGGCGAAGAUGGUAUACUCUCUUGAUCUAAUGGAGCCUGGCGAGGAUUUUGCAGCUCUGCAGAAGCGCUACCCCAACUUCAAGUUUAUCCAGACAGAUGUCACCUCUGAAGAGAGCGUGGAGAAGGCGAUCAACCAGGUUGUUGAAGAGACUGGUCGUAUCGAUGGUCUUGUAGCCAAUGCGGGUAUGACCAAGCACCAGCCUGCUCUUAAAUUCGAUCGCUCCGAGCUGGAGAAGUUGUUUAACCUUAAUGUUUAUGGCGCCUACUUCUGUGCUCAGAUUGCUGCUCGCAAGUUCAUCGAGCUCGGGAUCAAGGGCUCAAUUGUAAUGACUUCCAGCAUGACCUCUUACCGUCCCAACCGAGCCGCUCCUUCUGCGCCAUACGGAGCAACAAAAGCUGCUGUUCGCAACAUGUGCCACACCCUCGCCAUGGAGUGGAGCAAGCACGGCAUCCGCGUCAACAGCAUCUCCCCCGGUUUCGUUCGUACCGCAAUGACAUACUACGUUGAGACUGCGCCGGAUUGGGACUUGAAGAUGCAGUACUACGGCGGUAUGCCUCGUCUGGCUGACCCGCGUGAGCUGGGUGGUGCCUACGUAUACCUCCUCAGCGAUGCUAGCUCAUAUACAAGCGGCAUCGACAUUCCGAUUGCCGGCAUUGUCGGCGCAUGGUGA